AUGGAUCAGUGGACGGGUGUGCAUCGGGCCUACAUAAUACGCGCCUACUACAGAAAUAAUGAUUCCAUAAGCACCGCGCAGCGUUUGUUUAAAAAACAGUUUAGCAUUUAUCAAAUACCGCCCUGCAAUGUGAUCAAGUCCUGGCUGCGUCACUUCGAAUGCACAGGCUCGUCCCAGGCGGGCGGCUGCAGUUCGCGCUCCUCGCUGCCCCAAAUUUUCUGCACUAUUUGCAAUCACUGUUUGAGCAAUGAGAAGAAUUUCAGCAGCUCCAUCAAGUGAAUUUAGUAUUUGUCGCCUGCGUUGUGCUUAUUAAAUUAAGGUCAAGAAUGUGUCUUUUGAUAAUUUAGUUUAUAACAAAAUAUAUAUGCAUAUAUGCUAAUUAACAAAAUAUUUGUUGAGCAUGGCAAACUCAACACUUUUGGGCUUUGCUGCGUUUCUGUGUUGCUCAUUUGCUUUGUCAUGCUUGUCUAGCGAUCUGCGCAUCGUUGCAAUUGAAAGUGAAAAGAAAAUUCUUGUGUAAAUUAGCCCUGGCAUAAUUAACAGCAGCAAAUGGGCGUACAUUUAGUUAAACUUAGUUGUACUACAAUGUUUUGUAAACUCAAAUAAAUACACACAGACAGAGCUCGUCUAUGAACUUUGCGUCAAGCGAGUGUAGCAGAAAUUAAAACAAAUUCUAUAAAGCCAAACACAACUUGCUGUUUAUUUACAGUUACUUAACAUGGUGCCCUGGUAUCGCUUGCAUCCAAAGCAAUGGCUGCCCUUCAUCAGCGCCAGCGAGGCUGGUGAAUUCUUCAAGUGCACGCUGCUCUUUGUGCUGAGUGUCGCUUUGUUGAGGCGUUUGGGCUGUGGUCUGCCCGCAAUUGCGGCAUUGCAGCUUAAGGCGCCAGAGCCUUGAUUAUGUGCACAUUAUGAAAUUCUUGUAAAUUUGUGGUUGCCAAUAGAUUGAACUAAGCUGUCAACAGCGCUAACAAAA
Molecule: messenger RNA, 973 nt
Organism: Drosophila busckii
Lineage: Eukaryota; Metazoa; Arthropoda; Insecta; Diptera; Drosophilidae
Exons: 3
Coding region: 1-279 (92 amino acids)
Source: RefSeq, a predicted model, not a curated record